Molecule: messenger RNA, 621 nt
Organism: Candidula unifasciata
Lineage: Eukaryota; Metazoa; Mollusca; Gastropoda; Stylommatophora; Geomitridae
Source: the annotation of a GenBank genome assembly
AUGUGCGUGUCGGCGAGUAUAUGGACUAUGGGAUGUGGGAAAAGCCGACAUCACUCGCCCGACGUCUCGGAAAUUGAUUUAAGAAACAGUGGCAGCUUAAAGAACAGCAGCGGUGGAGUCGGCGGUCACAAGGUCGCUGGCAAACGCUCCAAGACCAAAUCUGGUCGACAUGAUAGCAACGGUCUUGACAACGAUACUGGAGACAGACCUUCUUCAGCCAAAAAGACAUCUAAUGGCAAGACAAGGUCUAAAGACAAAAAUAAAGACCCGGGCAACUCGUUAGGUAUAUCUUCACAGUCAUCAUCCUCAUCAUCAUCGGGCAAUCGGGCUGCUGCCUCGUCGUCUGCAGGAGCCCUUGGCGAUAAAGCUAAUGGUGCUACAAAACCUCAAGGCAGUUAUUAUCUGCUGGAAGUGCCGCAUGAUGUUUACAAAGCGGAUUCCUCAUCAAAGGUCACAAAUAAAGAUGUGAAAUCAUCAACAUCGACCAGAACAGUUCAUGUCACUACGAGCCAGCUAGAGUUUUUCAAAAUGUUGGAUGAGAAAAUUGAAAUGGGUGGUGAUUACCAGGCUUCGAAUGAAGCAUCCGAGGUGUCUUCGGCUGAUGAUGCUGUCAGGCAGUGA